UCUGAGGUCCCGGUCCUCGAGGCGACGGCGGCGGCCUCCCGCGGAGUGGACUGGGCCGGGCGGAAGAAGUCGAGCCUAAGACAUUUCCGGUUCCGGUGUCAGUUCUAGGCGCCGCCGCCGCAGCCGCCGGAGCCGCGAUGCCUAAAGGAGGGAGAAAGGGAGGCCACAAAGGCCGGGCAAGGCAGUACACAAGCCCUGAGGAGAUCGACGCACAGCUUCAGGCCGAGAAGCAGAAGGCCAGGGAAGAAGAGGAAGAAGAAGAAGAAGGUGGAGAUGGGGCUGCAGGUGACCCCAAAAAGGAGAAGAAAUCUCUAGACUCAGAUGAGAGUGAGGAUGAAGAAGAUGACUAUCAGCAAAAACGCAAAGGUGUAGAAGGGCUCAUCGACAUCGAGAACCCCAACCGGGUGGCACAGACAACCAAAAAGGUCACACAACUAGAUCUGGACGGGCCAAAGGAGCUUUCAAGAAGAGAACGAGAAGAAAUUGAGAAGCAGAAAGCAAAAGAGCGCUACAUGAAAAUGCAUUUAGCUGGGAAAACAGAGCAAGCCAAGGCUGACCUUGCCCGGCUGGCAAUCAUCCGGAAACAGCGGGAGGAAGCAGCAAGGAAGAAAGAAGAGGAGAGGAAAGCAAAAGACGAUGCGACUUUGUCAGGAAAACGGAUGCAGUCGCUCUCCCUGAAUAAGUAAGCACGGCCGUGGGAGGAGAUGCCAGGGAACUGGGCCAUGCUGCCAGGACCUCUGCCGUGUCUCGCCCACCCUUUGCCCUGGCACCACUGCAGCAGCCCGUCAUGGCCAGGAGGCCCCUGCAGCCUGGGGCCUCCUCUUCAUCUUGGCACAGCAAUUGUUUAGGGAGUGUGGGGGGCUGGGGGAGGGGCAGCUGCUAUCUUUGAGACAGAAAGAUGCAGGAAAGCAUUUCAUAUGUAACCAUUUGAAUGUUUUUGCUGUUUUUAGAAUUCAGAACCCUUGUUGGGGGGGUGCCUGGGAGGUGGGGUAAGAGGAGCUCCCAUAUGUCUGGUAGAUAUGCACGUUAGUGGGUGGUUGUGCCAGGGGCAGCUGCUGACCAGUUUGUGACAACCAGCCCACCUGUGUUGCCUGGGUGCUCACUUGGAGGGGAUGUCAUCGGUGUGCCCAUGCCCGUGGCUCAUCCCUGGUCAGUCCCUUCUUACUGAGGUCUCUCCUCUCUGCCCUUCCCUGUCCCAUACCCACCUUCCUGGCCAGGGCCAGGGUCCAUUUUUAACCCUACCCAUUGAUCAUUUCAAGAAACCUCUGUUUACUGCACCCAGGCAAAACAUGCUCUACAAACUCAACUUGUAUAUUUGGCAGAUUAAACUUGACAUUAUCGUAA
Messenger RNA from Tupaia belangeri chinensis (Chinese tree shrew), 1344 nucleotides. RefSeq names its product PDGFA associated protein 1 (gene PDAP1). Lineage: Eukaryota; Metazoa; Chordata; Mammalia; Scandentia; Tupaiidae. The record is from RefSeq and is a predicted model, not a curated record. The coding region runs from base 138 to 686 and encodes 182 amino acids. The transcript has 6 exons.